AUAUAUAAAACGAAUACCUCGCGCAUGUCGAUUGUCGCGGCCGCGAGUUCAAGAUAAUAAUUCUCAAGAUUUUAAUGAAUAUAUUGCGUAUUUAGAUUUAGAUUUUGCGGGAAAAAUGACAGGUUUUCCCGCUUAAUAAACGUGUGCUGACCAUCAAAUCAUUCAUGUAGUGACAAAUAAUAACAUAAUGAACAUCGUUCCAGCUAUUGCUAAACGAGAAAAAGGUCUACAAUUUAACAAAGAUUAUGACGUUGCCCUACUGCGUUUAAAAUGUCACGAGAAAGACAUUUACAAAGGAAUUUCUCCCAAUACUGAAGCACCAGAUUUCAAUGCGGAACCACCAGUUUUCGCGUGUCGUUUUUCUCCAAAACCUGGCUACGAGGAUAUUAUAGCUCUUGCCAAUGAAGAUGGAAAAAUUGCACUUCAAAAUACCAAAGUCACAGUUGAUCAUGACCCAGAUAAACCAUUGGAAGGGACGCAGGCUCAUUCUGAUGCGAUAUUUGAUCUCGCGUGGAUGCCGCAAGAAAUGAAACUGAUAACUGCAUCAGGUGAUCACUCAGCUCGCUUAUGGGAUGUAACUGAAUCAACUAUAAAAAUGUCACGAAUAUUUUGUGGUCAUACUCGCAGUAUUAAAAGUGUUGUUUUCAGACAUGAAGAUAAAGCUGUCUUUGCAACUGGGGCUAGAGAUGGAGCAAUUAUGAUCUGGGAUAUCAGGGCAAAUUACAAUUUGCAACCAAAGCCUGACAACACUAUAUAUAACGCUCAUUGUGCAGAUUACUCUAGUAGGCCAAGGUUUCAUAAAAAUCCACGUCUUCAAGCAAGAAACAAUCAACCUCAAAGUAUUACAGGAUUGGUUUUUCAAGAUGACAAUACACUCAUAUCAUGUUCUACAGGAGAUGGGAUGAUAAAAGCAUGGGAUCUUCGAAAAUAUUAUGGAACACUCAAAAAAGAACCUAUGGCCAAACAUAUUAUGCAUUAUGGAGGAAAAAGUAACAGAAAUGGUUUUACUUCAUUACUGAUGUGCCCAGCUGGCAUUACAUUGUAUGCAAGUUGUAUGGAUAAUACAAUAUAUUCUUAUAAUAUGUCAUCUUAUGCUUCUAAACCUGUUGCUGAAUACUUUGGUCAUAGAAACUUAACGUUUUAUGUGAAAGCGUGUUUGAGUCCUGAUGGUAAAUAUCUUGCCAGUGGCUCAAGUGAUGAAUCUGCUUACAUUUGGCAUACAAAGAGGCCAGGCACUCCUUUAUUAAAACUUUCUGGUCACAGGGAAGAAGUAACUUGUGUUGCAUGGUGCAGUCUAGGUGAGCCAAAGCUUAUUACAUGUUCAGACGAUUCGUACCACCGAAUCUGGCGAGUUGGAAAAGAACAUUUUAGUGACGAUGAACAAAUAAAUCUGCGUGGUACUGCAGAAGCCGUAUCUCUAUUUUUGGAAAAACCAAUGGAAGUUUCGAUGUUAGAAACAACCCCUACAGUGACGAGACCCAGGACUAAUAAAGAUUACUCAUCAGGAUCUGACAUUACUCCUGGAAAUACUCCGAAUCUCAAUGGACUAGAAGAUUCUCAAAAUAACGCUGGAUCUGUCAAAAGAAGUCAUGCACAAAUGUCUGAUGAUUAUUGGUCAGAGGAUUAUAAAUCAAUUUUAUCUCCUAUUCAAGAAAACUUCGAAGCUCCUGCUAAGCGCCCGAAUAUAGAUAAUAGAGGAGCUAGAAGACUGUUUAGUCCAGGUAACAAAAUAGAUAGGCCGGAAAAACAGUCACCUAACGGUUAUGAAUCUGAUGGGCCUGGUCCAAGUAGAUCUCGAAAACUUGAUAUGGGGACGCCUUUUUCGCCCACAUCAAAUUUACCAAACUUUGUCAUUGAUGGAACUGCUCCUCAUUUAUUAGAAAUGUCGCCACAGAAAUCAAAAGAAAAUAUUGACUGGUUAACGAAAAUUAGAAAAGAAAGAUAUGCUCAAGGAAAUAGUAAAAGCACUGAAAAGCUACCUGGACCAAAAAAUAAUACUACACCAGUUCGUAGGACAAGUAGGUCAAAAUCUACAGAGCCACGAAAAACGCCAAAGAGUCCUGCAACUCCUUUGUUACAUUUUCUUAGACCUUCAGUGAGAGAUUGCAAUAAUGAUCUGUGCCAAGAAAGUACAAACGUAGCUUCAACGUGUCAUACAUCUGAAGCAAAUUGACUAUCAUGACAUGUGAUGUAAUAACUUUAUAGAAUAAGCUAUUUUUAUAUUUUGUAUUCCUAUAGCCAACAGUAUCCCAAUCGUAUUCCAACGUUUGCCAUAUAUAUUAUUAUUUUUUGUACAAAAAUAGUUAUAUAAGUAUUAAUCGCAUAGUUCCAUUUUCGCGUCUUUUUAAAAUAAAUUUAUCUUUGCAACUAUUUGUAGUACUGAUUUUUCAGGGUAAUUUAAGCUUAAAACGUGAAGUAGUAUAAAGUAUUUUUCAUACAGAAUGCAAAGAUCAAAACUAUACUCAUUAGUUAUAGCUGUUUUGUCAUAAUCAUAGAAAUAAUUGUGCCUCGACAAUACUGUCUUAUGUUCUUAUUAAGUUUCAUAUUUUUUAUAUGUAUAAAUGAAUUAAUGUUAAUAUAUGACACUAUGACGACAAAUAAAUUAUUUUACAACUUUUG
This is a messenger RNA of Nasonia vitripennis (jewel wasp), 2619 nucleotides long. It is a transcript of the gene l(2)dtl, whose product is annotated as protein lethal(2)denticleless. The record is from RefSeq and is a predicted model, not a curated record. NCBI's taxonomy places the organism in Eukaryota, Metazoa, Arthropoda, Insecta, Hymenoptera, Pteromalidae. Gene Ontology annotation, cellular component: nucleus. Bases 188 to 2173 code for a protein of 661 amino acids. The transcript is spliced from 8 exons. Gene Ontology annotation, molecular function: protein-macromolecule adaptor activity; protein binding. Gene Ontology annotation, biological process: mitotic G2 DNA damage checkpoint signaling; proteasome-mediated ubiquitin-dependent protein catabolic process.